This is a messenger RNA of Aspergillus pseudoviridinutans, 993 nucleotides long. RefSeq names its product NADP-dependent oxidoreductase. Bases 1 to 993 code for a protein of 330 amino acids. Lineage: Eukaryota; Fungi; Ascomycota; Eurotiomycetes; Eurotiales; Aspergillaceae. The record is from RefSeq and is a predicted model, not a curated record. Gene Ontology annotation, molecular function: zinc ion binding; oxidoreductase activity. The transcript has a single exon.
AUGGGCCUUCCAAAAACAAUGCGCGCCCUCCUCCAGCCCUCCUUCGAGGAACCCCGUCUGGUCCUCACCCAAGACUACCCGGUGCCAACCGCCACAGAAGGAACAGACGAACACCUCAUCCGCGUGCGCUGCAUUAGCCCGUGCGCCAACGAACUGAACUGGGCCAAAUUUGACCCUCGUCUCCAAGAACGUGAGCAAAUCCCCUGCUACGAUGUCGCGGGAACGGUAAUCACCGCACCGCCAUCCUCCGACUUCCCACCGGGUGCAGAAGUCUACGCACGCUCGAACUAUCUCCGCCCUGGCUGCGCACGCGACUACGCCGUUGUGUCUGGUGCGGAUCUCGCGCGAAGUCCGCAGAACCUGAGCUGGGCGGAGAGCAGCGCCAUUCCGCUGAGUGCGCAGACGGCGCUGCAGGCGCUAUUCGUGCAGUCUGGGAUUGGGGAGCUGGGAGAUGCGGCGUGGAAGGGGAAAAGGGUGCUUGUUACGGCUGCUUCUGGGGGUGUGGGGAUCUGGGUAGUGCAGUUGGCGCGGCUGGCUGGUGCGACGGUGAUUGGGACGUGUGGGCCGCGGAAUGUCGAGUUUGUGAAGUCCUUGGGAGCAAACGAGGUGAUCAACUACCGGCAGCGAGAUCUGAAGGAGUGGGGACAGAGGACGGAGAAUCAGGUUGAUCUGGUGGUUGAUUGCAUUGGCAAGAAGUCGUUGGAAGAUGCGUGGUGGUGUGUCAAAGAUGGUGGCAUUCUGAUCAGUAUCUUCCAGCCUCCUGAGCAAGUGCAGCCUGAGGAGUGUAAGAGGAAGAAUGUCCGGAAUUUGUUCUUCAUUGUGUCUGCGAAUCGAGCAGAUCUGGAAGAGGUCACGAAGCUAGUGGAGGAGGGUAAGUGUCGGGGUGUCGUGGACAGUGUAUGGCCGCUGGAGCAGUUCGAGGAGGCCUUUAAGCGACUUGAUGAUGGUCAUGCUAGGGGAAAGAUUAUCUUGGAUCUGUCCCUGAACCAGUAA